Molecule: messenger RNA, 4189 nt
Organism: Erinaceus europaeus (western European hedgehog)
Lineage: Eukaryota; Metazoa; Chordata; Mammalia; Eulipotyphla; Erinaceidae
Product: zinc finger protein 420-like
Exons: 7
Coding region: 922-3831 (969 amino acids)
Biological process (GO): negative regulation of transcription by RNA polymerase II
Molecular function (GO): DNA-binding transcription repressor activity, RNA polymerase II-specific
Source: RefSeq, a predicted model, not a curated record
CGGCACCACCCGGAUACUUUAUCUCCUGCUGGUGACCCCUCCCGGGGUCCAGGGUUCGAGCUGCCCUUGGCUCCGUCCACCUCCUUCCAGUUAUUGUUGGCUUAUUUAUUCUUGAUUUAUUUUGGGGAUCAACUCAGAGAAAUUGACAGCAGGAGGGAAGAGAGACACCUGCACUUUCCCUCUGCAGGUGGGGACCAAGGGCUCGAACCCAGGUCCUUGUGCAUGGUGACAUAUACUCAGCCGGGUGGUGUAGCAUUGCCCAGCCCCUUUCUAGAGUCCUGCCCAGCUCUGGCGGAUGGUGGUGCUAAGGAUUGAACCCGGGACCUCAGAGCCUCCGGCAGGAGAGUCUUCUACCAAACCAUGAUGCUGUCUCCCUGACCCUGCCUUUUUUUUUUCUUGUUGAUUUCUAAGAACUCUUUACAUAUGUGGGAUUUUUUUAAGAAAAAAUCUAUACCAGUGCCCUGCUCAGCUCUGGCUGAUGGUGGUGCUGGGGAUUGAACCUGGGACCUCAGAGCCUCAGGCAGGAGAGUCUUUUGCAGAACCACUGUGCUGUCUCCCCAGUCCUUCGCAGUGCGUGUAUGUGUGUGUGUGUCUACCACUUUAGGCCAAGGUUUUUCAGAGGCACAGAGAUAGAGUGUGUGUGAAAGUGACCAACAUGUCAAAAGCUUCCACCAAUGAGAUGGGGAGCCGGGUUCCAACCUGGGGGCUCCACACAGCAGAGCCCCACACUGUCUAGGUGAGCUGUCUCCCCAGCCCCUGUCCCAGUGCCCUUCUGUCUUUCCCAGCGUCCAUGUGGAAAGCUCUAGAGAGGUGGAAGAAGGACCCAGGAGUCCACCACCCACCUAGCGUCACUCGGCUCCAUUCGCCCAGCCUUUCCGCUCUGAUCUCAGAAUCCUCUCUGCGUCUCCAAGAGCAGAGACCAUGCGGAAAUCCCUGGAGAGGGCCAGAGGCUGGAACCCAGGUCCUUGCUCACUGUACCAUGUGACCUCAACCAGAUACACCACCUCUCAGCCAUUUCAGUAUCAAGAGAAAAAUGAGGGGAUGGUGUCCUUCGAGGACGUGGCCGUGACCUUCUCGCGGGAGGAGUGGCAGCAGCUGGAUGAGGCCCAGAGGACCCUGUACAGGGAGGUGAUGCUGGAGGCCUACAGCAACCUAAAGACAGUAGGGUGUUGUUGGUCAAAGCCAGAGGUGAUCAUCAGGCUGGAGCAAGGAGUGGAGCCUUGGACAGUGGAAGGCGUCACCAACCAGCGCUUCUCAGAUGUCCUGACUGUGGAUGACCUGGUUGAUACCAAUCUGUGGCAAGCUCUAAUCGCUACAAACAAGAAACCACCAAGUCAGGAGAGAGCUCGUCUCGGGAAAACAUGGAAUCUGAGCCCAGUCUAUAUCCCCAACCCAAUGACACAAAAUGGAAACCCUCUGAGAAUGACACCCGAAGGGUGUAGUCUAUGGAGGAACUGGUUCCCGCUCGUGGCGCCUGAUGUAAUGUUUGUUACAGAGGAGGCCAAGGGUCCUGACAGAACCGUCCCAUCCCUCCGUUACCCUGAGUAUCCGAGUCUUCAAAUCCUGCCCAUUUGGCAGCAGCCUUUUGGAUUCAGUGGGCAGAGGAAAGCUCUUGAGAGCGAGGUGUAUUUUUUCACACAUAAGAGAGCUCGGAUGGGAGAGCCCGCCUACAGAUAUCAUGGCUACGAGGAAGCCUAUGACCAGUCGGCUCUCACAGUCCAAGAGAGAUCCCGUACGGGAGAGAUUUGCUCGAGGUGGAGCCAGUGCGGGGAAGACUUUGAGAAGACAGCCCAGUGGGACCGUUACGGAGAAUCUGUAGAUGAGUUCCCAAAAUACAAUCCGAACGGGACUAGUGUGAGCAAGAAACUACACUUCCCUCCGCUCGGAGGCAAGACGUUUGAUGGCAGUGCCUACAGCGAAACUUUCCACAAUUCACUCAGCCUUGCUACCCCUCAGAAGACACACCCAACUGAAAACCUUCCCAAGUGUAAGGCAGCCCGGAAGAAGUCACCCCUCGGCCGACACCAGCAAACCCACACAGGCCUGACAACGUACGAGUGUAAAGAAUGUAGGAAAACGUUCCCCUAUAGGUCAGAUCUCAGUCGACAUCAGAGAACACACACAGGAGAGAAACCCUACGUGUGCAAAGUGUGUCGGAAAACGUUCUCGAAGAAGUCCUACUUCACCGAGCACCAGAGAACCCAUACUGGCGAGAGGCCCUACGAGUGUACGGAAUGCAGGAAAUCCUUCUACCACAAGGAGAACCUCAACAGGCACUUCCGGGGUCACACGGGAGAGAAGCCCUUCGAGUGCACGGACUGCAGGAAGAGCUUCUCCCGUAAGGCCAGCCUCAUCGUCCACCACAGAACUCACACGGGCGAGAGGCCCUACGAGUGUCGAGAGUGCGGGAAAACCUUCUCUCAGAAGUCCAACCUCAUCGUGCACCAGCGGACGCACAGCGGCAACAAGCCCUACAGAUGCGAAGAGUGUGGGAAAACCUUCUUCACCAAGUCGGGCUUCACGGUCCACCAGAUCUCCCACAGGGGCGAGAAGCACUACGAAUGCAAAGUGUGCGCCAAGACCUUCUAUCAGAAGUCCCACCUCAACGUGCACUUGAGGACCCACACCGGAGAGAGGCCCUACGAGUGCCAGGAGUGUAAGAAAACCUUCUGCACCAAGGCCAGCCUCAUCGUGCACCACAGGACGCACACGGGAGAGAAGCCCUUCGAGUGUCAAGAAUGCGGGAAGCUAUUCUCCCAGAAGUCCAGCCUCAUCGUCCAUCAGAGAACUCACACUGGAGAGAAACUCUUCGAGUGUCAAGAAUGUAGGAAGUGUUUCUCCCAGAAGUCUAGCCUCAUUGUUCAUCGGAAAAUUCACACAGGAGAGAAAUCCUAUGAAUGCAAAGAAUGUCGGAAAUCUUUCCCAUACAGGUCAGCUCUCAACAGGCACCAGAGAACUCACACAGGAGAGAAACCCUACGAGUGUGAAGAAUGUAGGAAAACAUUCUCUCAGAAGUCCAUUCUCAGCAGACACCAGAGAACUCACACUGGCGAGAAACCGUUUGAAUGUCAAGAAUGCUGGAAGGCCUUCGCCCAGAAGUCACACCUCACCGUUCAUCAGAGAAUUCACACAGGAGAGAAACCUUACGAGUGCAAGGAGUGUAAGAAAACCUUCUGUCAGAUGUUUGGCCUCACCAGCCACCAGCGGAUUCACACAGGCCAGAAGCCCUAUGAAUGCGGCCAGUGUCCCAAAAGCUUCUACGAGAAGGCACAUCUCAUUGAGCACCAGAGAUCUCACACGUCAGAGAGACCUUACGAAUGCAAAGAAUGCAGGAAGACUUUUUACCUGAAGGGAAGCCUGCGGAUACACCAGAAAGCCCACACGGGAGAGAAGCCCUACGACUGUAACGUCUGUGGGAAAACUUUCUUCCAGAAGUCCCACCUGAUCGCACACCAGAGAAUGCACACGGGCGAGAAGCCCUUCGAAUGUAAAGAAUGCCACCGAACCUUCUCUCGGAAGGGGACCCUCAUCGUCCAUCAAAGAACUCACACCAGAGAGAAGCCCUACGAGUGUCAGGAGUGCAAGAGAACCUUCUCCCAGAAGGCGAGUCUCAACGCUCACCAGAGAAUUCACACAGGGGAGAGGCCCUUCGAGUGCAAAGAAUGUAGCAAAACGUUCUCCCGGAAGGGGAACCUCGUCGUACACGAGAAAACUCACACAGGAGAGAAACCCUAUGAAUGUGCCAUCUGUGGGAAAGCCUUCUCCCAGAAGGCCAGCCUCGUUGGCCACCACAGAACUCACAGGAGUCGAAUUCUCUGCGGCAGAGACUGACCAUGGACCAGCCAGUCUCAUCCCGUGUUUCUGCCAUCUAGUCCCUCCGCCUUCGUUACACACAAUCUUGGAACUUUGUUCUGCUCAGAGUACUCUUUAUGUAACACAAGUGAUGAUCAUCAUCCCUGAUCCUGGCACCCCCCCCCAAAUUUUGUCGUACCCAUCCCCCCUACCUCAUGCUAGGUGGCUAGAAGGACCAAUGGUCCUGAGUGACUGGGGAUAUCGUAGAGUGAAGAAGACCCCAUAGUGUAAUUCAAAUAGUACCUAUCAUUCCAUGAGAGUGGGAUCAUCUAAACCCCACCUUGAGAAAUCACUAUUUGCAAUUUGAGAAAUAAAAAGACAUACCUUGGCUCCCUUC